Dunckerocampus dactyliophorus (ringed pipefish) is the source of this 1520-nucleotide messenger RNA. RefSeq names its product HIRA interacting protein 3 (gene hirip3). The transcript has 8 exons. Lineage: Eukaryota; Metazoa; Chordata; Actinopteri; Syngnathiformes; Syngnathidae. Gene Ontology annotation, cellular component: nucleus. The coding region runs from base 110 to 1315 and encodes 401 amino acids. The record is from RefSeq and is a predicted model, not a curated record.
UAUUUCAUCGUUCUUGUAAAAGUUUUUCCACAACCGGAAAAAACAUUGGUGUGUGACGUCACUUCCUCUUACCCACUCCCGCCAACAGGUUGAAUCGCCGCCAUAAAACAUGUCGCCUGUGAGUGAAAUGAAAACUAUCCGCAGGUUUGUCUGCGGACAACUCCGUGAUGAGCAGGAUUUAAGCUUGCUUACUUUGGGAACGUUAAAACGGCGAUAUUUGGCCCACAUCGGAGGUGAAUCCCUAAGUCCAUCUUCCAAAGGUUUACUGAAACAAGUGGUUGAGGAGGAACUGAUGAAAAUGCAGGACACACCCGAAAGUGGAAGUGAGUCAGUGACGGAGGACACCCACAACAAAAGAAAAAGAGAGAGGGAAAAUUCUGCAAGUGAGAGUGAAUGUGAGGUUGCGUCCAAGCAAAAGAAAUCCCGUUGUCAUGUCAGCUCCGCGUCUGAAUCAGAGGACGGCAGCGAAGAAAGUGUGGCGAGUGAGGCGGGACAAGAAAUGAAAACUAAAUCGGGGAAUGCAGUGGAGGAAUUGGCAAAUGGACAGCGUGAAGAAGACUCUAAAGAUAAGGACGUGGCUGCAGAGUUAAAAAGCAACACGCCAAAGAAGAAAACAGACCAGAGCGCAGAAGAUGAAAGUGACUCAGACAAGAGUGACAAGCAGAACCGCCAUGUGUCUUCUGAUGAAAGUGAAAAAGAGGAAAAAGUCGUGGCGGAAAAGGACACAAACCAGGUCGAUUCUGAUUCGUCUUCCCUGCCCUCUUUGGAUGAUGAUCGGGAAAUGGAGACCCAAACUAAGCGAGUCAAUAAAAAGAAAGAAAAAGAUCAAGAUGGUGGCAAAAAGAAAUCGAGGAAAAAAGAGGAAGAUGGUGGUGCGAAAAGCCAGAAGGAUGACCACAAAGCAGUGGUGAGGCUCAAGCGUUACAUUUCUCUCUGUGGCGAGAGGCGCAAUUACAAGAAGCUGCUCGAUGGUUGUCGCAGCGUUCGUGCCACGGUGGCUGUUCUAAAGAAGGAGCUGGAGGAGCUUGGUGUUCACGGUCAGCCAUCCAUUGAGAAAUGUAAAAAGGUACGUCUGAAGAAAGAAGAAGCUAAAGAACUGGCUGAACUGGAUGUCAACAACAUCAUACAAACACAAGGUCGGCCUAAACGAAGAGGAGCCCUAGCGCAACACGAGCGCCCCCCGCCUGCUACAUACCAGCGGUCAUUCAACUCGGACUCCGGUAGCGAUCAGGAAAACACACAGCGAGGGCGCAGAAGAGCAACAGACUGGGCCAACCUGCAAGGAAUCAUCAGUGAUGAUGCAGACAGUGACUAAGGCAUUAGUUCUUCAUGCAAGCAUGCUGAAGGAGGCGAUUCCUUUUUUCAUUAUUACCCAUAUUUUCGAUACAGUGUAUUAUGUUAUGUAUAUUAUAUAAAUGCUCAAAAAGCCUUGUUAACUAAAAUCAAUACAAAGAUUGGCACAUCAAAAAUUGUUGUAUAAUGUAGAAUUUCAGUGCAUUUUAUUAUGUAUAUAUUUAGUG